AUGUCAAUCUUAUUACAAGCCGCCAAGAAGAAGAGCGGAACUAAUGUUCCUGUUGAAAUGUACCCUUUGUUCUUAUGUGUUGGUGUUGCUUGUGGGUCAUUAGCUUUCUUCACAUACAGACACUUUGCUUUUGAUGAGCAAUUGAGAUUGUGGAAGAACCCCAACUUGUCCAGUUUGGAUGACGUCUUGAACAAGGCUGUUACCGAAGAAAAGAAGGAGGAUUAA
Lizanozyma spartinae is the source of this 225-nucleotide messenger RNA. RefSeq lists its product as uncharacterized. The record is from RefSeq and is a predicted model, not a curated record. Bases 1 to 225 code for a protein of 74 amino acids. The transcript has 2 exons. Lineage: Eukaryota; Fungi; Ascomycota; Pichiomycetes; Serinales; Debaryomycetaceae.